CCUUUCUUUCGGUCUGCUUUCCUUUCUCCCGCACUCUUUACCUGGCCCAUGCUCUGCGACGGGGAGCUUUGUUGCUGUCGAUAAUCUCCGCCUCGGACAGUGGUUCCCUUGGAUGUAUAGAUAGGUGGUUCCGCCCCGUCUCCGCCUCUAAAAAGUUCCACACACUCCUUAGACCUUUCAUUCGAUCUCAAUUUCUCAUAUAAACGUCCAAUUGCUUGAUAUUAUUGGAUAUCGUUUCCCUCAAUAUUGCCCGAUCUGCAGCGAGGGUGCUUACCCAGCAGACGAACAUGUUGUAUCAAAAUGCGCAACGGUCCAUGAUUUCUUUUGCCCGGGCUGGCUUGGGUAGGCCUCCCGGGACAAACCGCAUAAUCACCCCCUACGUGAGACGGGGCUUCUCGCAGGGACAAACCCGAAAGAACUCAGAUAAUUCGGAUCAAAAUGCCACCAAAAACGAUAAAAGUCGGAAGAGCAAUGACUCGGAGGACCCUACUCUGAGGUCGACGCUGCUGAAGAUGAUGGAGACCGCAGCUACUACUUUUGCUUCUAUGGCCAUUCUAGGCCUGGCUGGAUAUGCAUACCACCGGUACUACAAGUAUCUGAUCCUGGAGAAGAUGGAAAAUGCCUUCAAACCCGGUGACCCGGCCCUCGAGCUGGCGGGUGUAGAAGACGGGAAGCACAAGUACAGCGAGGAGCACUGGGUGCAUCGUGACGAGCAAGCCAGAAUGGAUAAAAUCAUUUCCGGUCACGCUGGUGGUCGCUACUAUUUACUGGUUGGAGAAAAGGGCACUGGAAAAACAUCAAUGCUUCUAGAGGCGAUGCGCAAAAUUGACGGCGAGGGUUGUGCAAUGUUCGAGGCUCACGCUGAUCUCGAGAUUUUCCGAAUUCGCCUCGGAAAAGCUUUGGACUAUGAAUUUCACGAAGAUUACAUUGGAAGUCUUUUCAGUAUCAAGGGCCCCCGGGACACUACUGCUCUCUUGGAUAUUGAGCGCGCAUUCAACAAACUGGAAAAGGUCGCCCUUGCGAGAAGACGCAGCAAGGAGUCACCCUUGGUCUUGAUCAUCAACAGUGCACACCUGAUCCGAGAUGAUCAUGAUGGCCAGGAUCUCCUCGAGGCUAUUCAACAACGAGCCGAGCAGUGGGCGGCAAGUGGUCUGGUUACCACAGUUCUGAACAGUGACGAGUACUGGGUUUACGAACGCUUGAAGAAAUAUGCCACGAGGAUGGAAGUCAUCCCGGUUAGAGAUUUGCCUAAAGACCGAGCAAUGGAGGCCUUGAGAAAAUAUCGCAAGCAGUACUUUGGUGAGGAUCUAUCACCGAACACCCUCGAAGAGGUGUAUGAUCUUGUCGGUGGGCGACUGUCCUUCUUGAACCGGGUUGCAAAGGCCGUGGAUUACAAGAAGCUCUGCCACAGCAUCUGUGAGGCUGAGAAGACAUGGUUUCUCAACAAGUGUUGGAUCCUGGGUCCCGAAAUGGACGACGAUGUGAUGGACCAGCAGAAAUAUGCGUCUGCCGCGAUGGUGCUGGCUAGGGCACUUGUGCUCAAGGGAGAGGAAAUGGACAAGACCUAUGAUCCCAAGCUGGGCCACAUUCUACCGGAGAUUCCUCUCCACGAGGCACGACAGAUCAUGACAAGAGCGGACUUCAUCCAGAGCUACGACCACGAGAACAUCUUCACGAUCGACUCGCGGGCUAUGGUGCGCGCCGAUUCGGUCCCCAUGCAGAAUGCCUUUAAGCAAAUCUGUAGCUGGGAAGGAUUCGACGAGCACCUGGAAGGCACUCUUACGCGCAUUGGUGACAUUGAAAGCUUGGGCCGCACUCGUGAGCUGACGAUCAAGGACCUCUGGAACAACGGCAAGUAUCAGCUUCUCAUGCGGGACCCCAAGGGUCGCGAGCAAGGUGCUGCCGAGUUCUCCGUCAUGGAGCGAGAAUAUGAAAAGAAGGAGGAGGCGGAGGAUAAAUGAAUGCUACAACCCGCAUGGCGAGCGUUGUACGAUGUAUAGAAAUAGAUCGAGAUCAUCCAGAUGAUCUCGGGGUGAUCAGUGUACUAUAUCGGGAAAGGGGGGGUGGUUCUUUGUUGGAUGGUGGCUUGCCGACCCAUGUUCUGUGUAUUUAAACCCUUCGAUUCGACAGCCACUUACGACGAUAUUAUAGAAUCCGUAUCCCAUCCAUUGCCAUGGUAUAGUGAGGGCAUCG
Aspergillus sclerotioniger CBS 115572 is the source of this 2193-nucleotide messenger RNA. Its product is annotated as ATP-binding protein. The transcript is spliced from 5 exons. The coding region runs from base 288 to 1961 and encodes 557 amino acids. The record is from RefSeq and is a predicted model, not a curated record. NCBI's taxonomy places the organism in Eukaryota, Fungi, Ascomycota, Eurotiomycetes, Eurotiales, Aspergillaceae.